UGACUUCAGAUGUAACCAGACAUCAACAGCUUCACAGCUUUACUGGACACUUGUCACCUCAGAUUUACUGCAGUAACAACAUCUCAUUGCUUUCCAGUGACAGCUUUAUUUUCCUUCAGCAUGGGUGGUGGAAAGUCAAAACCAGAGCCCCCACCUCCUACUUUUGAUAAACCAUGGAGAAACGUACCAUGGGGGAAAAGAAAGGAAGACCUUGAUUAUGUGAAAAAGUUCAAGCCUCGUUCAGAAGCUCAACAUCUCAGAAUUCUGCAGCAUGGACCACCAGGCGCGGGAAAGUCCAGCUUCCUCAACUCUGUUGACAGCACUCUACGAGGGAGAAUUGCAACUCGAGCUUUGGCAGCAACUAACUAUGAUGGCAGCUUUACCAAACAGCAUAAAAGUUAUAAAAUCAAGAACGAAGAUCCUGGAACCUUUUAUCCCUUCAUCUUCAGUGACACCAUGGGCAUUGAGAAGAGCGACACAGGAGGGGUACAUAUCGAAGACAUCAAACUGAUCUUAAAAGGAAAGAUCAAAGAAGGAUACAAGUUCAACCCUGGCUGUCCCCUGUCUGAGACUGACCCCUUCUACAACGGUACACCAACUAAGAAUGAUAAAGUUAGUGUUCUAGUUUGUGUUGUUCCUGCCAACACAGCAACAAUAUUGGAAGAUAAAGUAGUUCAGAAGAUACGGGACGUCAGAGAAGCAGCCAGUGAGUUAGGAAUCCCACAAAUUGCUGUUCUCACCAAAAUCGAUGAAGCCUGCCCUGAAGUCAACAAAGACCUGAAGAAUGUCUACAAGAGCAAGUACAUCAAAAAGCAGAUGGAAAUAGUGAGUAUUUUGCUGGGCAUUCCAAUGAACUGCAUCGUCCCGGUGAAGAACUACACUUCAGAAAUUGAAACGGAUGAUGCGAUGGACACAGUGAUACUGAGUGCAUUGAGAAAGAUCAUUGACUACGGAGAAGACUUCUUGAAUGACAACCCACUUGAUCCUCCCACUCCUCCACCAUCUCCUACUUUGCGGGAACCAUGGAGAAAGAUCAAGUUUGGAAUACAUUUGCAUACUUUGACCAAAUCAACCUUCUUUCUGACCAGUGAUAAAGCCCAGCAUGAAUUUGUUCAGAAUUAUCAGCCUGAAAAAGAAGGCCAACAUCUCAGAGUUCUGCUGAUUGGACCACCAGGCUCUGGGAAAUCCAGUUUCAUCAACUCUGUUGACAGCGCUCUGCGAGGCAAAAUCACAACUCGAGCACUGGCAGCCACUGUCUAUGAUGGCAGCUUUACCAAACAGUACAAAAGUUAUAAAAUCCCCAAAGAAGGUCCUGGAACCUUUUAUCCCUUCAUCUUCAGUGACACCAUGGGCAUUGAGAAGAGCAUCAGGGGAGGGGUACAUAUCGAAGACAUCAAACUGAUUUUGAAAGGAAACGUCAAAGAAGGAUACAAGUUUAUCCAGUUCAACCCUGACAGUUCCCUGUCUGAGAGUAACCCCUUCUACAACAGUAAACCAACUAUGAAUGAUAAAGUUAGUGUUCUGGUUUGUGUUGUUGCUGUCGACACACCAACAAUGUUGGAUGACACAAUAGUUCAGCAGAUACGGGACGUCAGAGAAGCAGCCAGCGAUUUAGGAAUCCCACUUAUAGCAGUCCUCACCAAAGUUGAAGCCUGUCCUGAAGUCAAAAAAGAUCUAAAGAAAGUCUGCCAGAGCAAGUACAUUGAAAAACAGAUGGAAAUAGUGAGUAUUUUGCUGGGCAUUCCAAUGAACUGCAUCGUCCCGGUGAAGAACUACACUUCAGAAAUUGAAACGGAUGAUGCGAUGGACACAGUGAUUCUGAGUGCAUUGAGAAAGAUCAUUGACUACGGAGAAGACUUCUUGAAUGACAACCCACUUGAUCCUCCCACUCCUCCACCAUCUCCUACUUUGCGGGAACCAUGGAGAAAGAUCAAGUUUGGAAUACAUUUGCAUACUUUGACCAAAUCAACCUUCUUUCUGACCAGUGAUAAAGCCCAGCAUGAAUUUGUUCAGAAUUAUCAGCCUGAAAAAGAAGGCCAACAUCUCAGAGUUCUGCUGAUUGGACCACCAGGCUCUGGGAAAUCCAGUUUCAUCAACUCUGUUGAAAGCGCUCUGCGAGGGAAAAUCACAACUCGAGCAUUGGCAGCCACUGUCUAUGAUGGCAGCUUUACCAAACAGUACAAAAGUCAUAACAUCCGGAAAGGAAAGCGUGGAACCUUUUAUCCCUUCAUCUUGAGUGACACCAUGGGCAUUGAGAAGAGCAUCAGGGGAGGGGUACAUAUCAAAGACAUCAAACUGAUCUUGAUGGGAAAUGUCAAAGAAGGAUAUAAGUUCAACCCUGUUUCUCCCCUGUCUGAGAGUGACCCCCUCUACAACGGUACACCAACUAUGAAUGAUAAAGUUAGUGUUCUGGUUUGUCUUGUUCCUGCCAACACACCAACAAUAAUGGAUGAUGAAGUAGUCGAGAAAAUACGGGACGUCAGAGAAGCAGCCAGUGAGUUGGAUAUCCCACAAAUUGCUGUUCUCACCAAAAUCGAUGAAGCCUGUCCUGAAGUCAACAAAGACCUGAAGAAUGUCUACAAGAGCAAGCACAUCAAACAGCAGAUGGAAGCAGUGAGUGCUGUGCUGGGAAUUCCACUGAACUGCAUCUUCCCAGUGAAGAACUACAGCUCAGAAUUCGAAACAGAUGUUGAGACGGAUUCACUGAUACUGAGCGCAAUGAGAAAGAUCAUUGACUACGGAGAUGACUUCCUGAAUGACCAGCCUGCCCCAGAUGAUGAUCAAAUUUUACUCUGGUAAAAUGGUAAUCACAGCAUGAAACAUGAUUGAAAACAGUGAUUAUAAAAACUUUGAAAUUUCACACCUGAAAACGGAACUAAAAUGUUAUCAAUGUCAGUAUCAAAGUUUCUGUAUGAAUGUUCGUGAAUGAAGAUAAACAGGCAGUAUAGUGUGAGCUUUCAGUUCUUCAGAGGUCAGACCAAAACACUAAGAUUUGUUCACUGCCCUUUUUAUAACUUUGUUGUCUUUGUGGGGAGGUUUCUUUGGAUGUGUUUGUUUGGUUAUGAAUUAAAAUUUCUCUCCAGAUAUAAGACAGAUUGUUAUAGCUGCACAAGUGAAUUUCAGUUCAUCUAAAAUUGAUGAGACUUUUGAGUAGCCAUGAUUUGUCAUGUUUGAGGAAUCAGUAAUGAUGCUGAUUUUUGAGUCAAAUGCAGAGUCUUACUGUUGAAUUGUUCAUAUAAAUAUUUAUUCAGAGAAAAUGUUAGUGAUUAUUAAAGGGACUUAAGGCAACUUUACAAAAUUUACCUCAGUGCUGCUGCGAUAGGUGCUGUGGGUAACUGCAGCCACCAGCUGAGGCGGCACGGGAGCGUGCACAAACACUUCCGGUGCGCGUCAAGCCCUAGCGUAGGCACUGCGUACACGCUACGUACACGGCAUAGGAACAGCGUCGCUGCGACGGGGAAGCAUACUGAGGCUUUUACAGACUGUACGUCUUCACCGCACUGAACCAGGGAUGCAGUGUUUGAGUCCGUGUCCACAGCGGCCAUGUUCUUCCUAUUCAGCAAUGCACAUAUAGCGUCAAUUUACGUCACUUCCUCACGAUUGCGGGGAAAUUCGAACCCCGAACGGCACCAAAAUUAUUUGGCCCAAGUUAAGGCAACAGACAGAUACGCAGAUUUGCCUGUUAUAUUAAAUUUUUAAUGCUUCAUGGCACAUUAGCACUGAAUAAACUGAAAAGGCAUGUGUAGUUUUUCACAAAUCUUGCCUUAAGUCCCUUUAAGUUGAUUGAAUAAUUGUUGAAUGCCAAGACUUCCUGUUUCUGUUAAAAAUAAAAGUCUUUAUAUAAUAAAAGUUUUGAAAU
Molecule: messenger RNA, 3859 nt
Organism: Salarias fasciatus (jewelled blenny)
Lineage: Eukaryota; Metazoa; Chordata; Actinopteri; Blenniiformes; Blenniidae
Exons: 20
Coding region: 121-2799 (892 amino acids)
Biological process (GO): immune response
Source: RefSeq, a predicted model, not a curated record